AAGCCCAGAAAUGAAACAGCUGUUAGCUCUAGCUCUUACUUGAGGAGGUUGGCUCUAUUUGCAGAAAGCGGAGUUUCUUUCCAUAUCUCCCAAACCGUGUGGGAAUUGGGCCACGUGGCCAAAUGAUAAGGCCACGGGCACUUUUUAAACACAGCAAGUCAGUUCCAGGUCCCUUUCUUGUUCUUUUCUGGUGCCUGCAACCUGCCAGAAAGAGAGAAUGAGAACUCUGGGGCUUCUCCUUCUUGCAUUCAUCUCUUGGUCUUUGGGAACAGCCGAAGGUAGCCUCAGCCCAGCAGAGAAGAAAUCCAAGAAAGGCAAGCCGAUCAAGGAGGAGGACAAUGUCCUGGUCUUAAAAAAGAGCAAUUUUGAUCAGGCCCUGAAUGAAACAAAGUACCUGCUGGUUGAAUUCUACAUUGCUUUAUCUGGGGCGUCUCAGAGCCUGGCUGCUGAAUUUGCUAAAGCCGCGGAGCAAUUCAAGAACGAUGCUGUGGAUAUCCAAUUCGGCAAAGUAGACGUUGCGGAUCAGAAAGAUUUGAAAAAGGAAUUCGACAUCCAAGAAUAUCCCACACUGAAGUUUUUUAUAGAUGGCAACAGGAAAAAUCCCAUUGAUUGCAAAGGAGUCAGAGAAGCCUCUGCCUUUGUGACAUGGGUUCAAAGGAGAAUCGGAUCAAGCACCGUACUUCUCAAUAGCACAGACCAGGCCAAAGCUUUCAUAGACCUUGAAGGUUUGGCAGUGAUAGGCUUUUUCGAGAAACUUCAGGAUGGAGCUGUGGAAGUUUUCUAUGAUUCUGCAAGAGAGGUCCCAGAACUCCCUUUUGGGGUAACAGCCAGUAAAGACAUUUUCGCUAAGUUUGGUGUCAGAGAAGACAUGGUGGUUGUAUUUCAAAAGGGGAAACCAAUUCAUAACGAAGCAUCUGAAGAAGGCAAACUGAAUAAAGUGGAGCUCACUAGAUUAAUCAAAACUUUUACUAUGGAUUUAGUAACAGAAUAUAAUCUUGAGACAUCUGUGAAGAUAUUUGAUGUACCUGUUGAAAGCCACCUUGUUCUAUUCAUGCCCAAGAAUUCAGACACAUUCAAGGAGGUUUAUGAAAAUUUGUCAUCUGUUGCCCCGGAGUUCAGAGGGAAGAUCAUGUUCAUCUUAGUGGAUACUGAUGAAACCAGAAAUGGCCGUGUGAUUGAAUAUUUCCGUGUCACUGUAGUGGAAGUCCCUGCCGUUCAAAUCCUAAACUUGACGAGCGAUGCCAGGUACAAGAUGCCUGCAGAAGAAGUGACAACAGAUCACCUCCGAACCUUCUGCCGGAACUACUUGGAAGGAAAAGCAAAGCAACACUGGUCCAGUGAGGAGAUCGAGGAAGGCUGGGAUAAGAAGCCUGUUAAAGUGCUUGUUGGGAAAAACUUUGACAAAGUUGCCUUUAAUACGAAGAACCAUGUUUUUGUCAUGUUCCAUGCACCUUGGUCUCACAACUGUCAAAAAUUGUUCCCAGUUUGGGAAGAACUCGGCAAGUUGUAUGAAAGCCGCAAAAAGGUUGUCAUUGCUAAAAUAGACUACACAGCAAAUGAGGUCCGGUUAAUGAAUGUAGAAAAGUACCCCUUCUUCAGAUUGUUUCCUGCAGGAUCCACCACGGAGGUUGUCCCAUAUAAAGGGGAAUUCACUCUUGAUGCUUUUGCCAAAUUCUUAGAAGAACAGAUUGAAGCAAGAAAGAAGAAUUCCACAAAGGCUAAACAAGAAGACCCAGAGAAAGAGGAGAAAAUCACCACACCGAAAGAAGAACUGUAGGUUUCUUUCCAAGCAGGAAGAGUGUUGGUUUCUCAAGGGUGUUAAGCAGUAUAAAAGCAUUUUAAUGGGAAAUUUAGGAAGGCAUUGACAACAAUAAAGAAAGGUCAAACAAA
Molecule: messenger RNA, 1890 nt
Organism: Anolis sagrei ordinatus
Lineage: Eukaryota; Metazoa; Chordata; Lepidosauria; Squamata; Anolidae
Gene: PDILT
Product: protein disulfide isomerase like, testis expressed
Biological process (GO): protein folding
Cellular component (GO): endoplasmic reticulum
Molecular function (GO): protein disulfide isomerase activity
Source: RefSeq, a predicted model, not a curated record